AUGCAAGGAGAUGAAAAAGAAAUGACAACUGAUGUCAAUCAAUUAGAUAAAAAUGAAGAAAAUGUAAUUUUCGAAAGAGUUGAAGAAAUUUCUGAGAUAAUAGAAAACGAAAAAAUAGAACACGUACAAAAAGUGGAUGAACAUAAUAACACCGAUAAACAAGACCAAAAAGAUGGUGAUAUCAUCGAAAAGAAGGUCCUCACGAAAAUUUCAAUGAAUAACUUAACUAAUAAUGAAAAUGUGAUUGAUAUCAACGAAGAAAACAAAACGCCCCCAAAAGAUCAAGAAGAACAACAAAACGAAGAAAAUGUUGUGAGAAGAAAAACGAUCCAUUUGGUGGUUUUCGAAACACUUAAAAAACUCAUCAAAGAACACGAAGAAAUAGUUGCCAAAGAAAAAGAAACUGAGAACGAAAAAGAACAAGAAAAAACACCAGAACGGCAUGAAGAAGUUGAGAGAAAUGAGGAGGUUGAAAGACAAAAAGAGUUGGAAUUGGAGAAACAAAAACAACUUGAAGCCGAAAAACAAAAGGAACUUGCAAGAAAAAAGAAAAUUGAAGAAGAAAUUGAAAAUGCACGAAAAAUGAUCAAAAAAAGAUUAAACGCGAAAAAAACGAACUCACAACAAUUUUCAUCGCUAAAUACUUCAAACCAAUGCAUUUCAACUCACACAAACCGAUCAGAAGAUGUAACAAAUUCAACGAACUUAACACAAUCACAAAGUACAUAUCAAAGUCCAUAUACAAGUGAAAUGCAAAUCACACGACAACAAAAUUUCCAGAAUUACAGGGAGUACGAGGAUUAUCAAAGAUAUUUGAGUUCUAUGGGAAGUAGACAACAACAAAAUUAUAACACUGGUUAUAAUUAUAAUACUCGAAGCUAUGACUAUUACCCAUAUUCUUACACCAACUCUAAUACAGAAAGGUCAGUUGGAUAUUCAAAUCAAUUUGAUGGACCUUAUGAGUAUAACAGAAAUUAUGGAAGAAUGUACGAUAGAAGUUACUAUGGAUACCCCCGAAGUGCAGAAAACUAUACAGUACCAACAACAGUCAGAUUUCCAGAAACCUACUCCGCUUCAAUGUACUUAGAAACCCAAAGAAGAGAGGAAGUGAGGAAUUCUCAACAAAGUGCACCUGUUGUAACUGAUAUUGACGAGCUGCAAGAGGGUAAUAACAAUGAAGCAAAUUUACCAAGUAGAGGCGAAGUUGUACGUGACAUUGAAAAGGAGCAAAAUAAGCAACUCAAUACAAUGGAAGUUGAAACUGAACAAACACAAAAAGAAAACAAAGAAAAUGACGAAAAUGAAGGUCUACUUAAAACAAAAACUGUGAAAAAGUCAGAACAAUUAAAUGUAUUUGAAAAGAGAGGAAGAGAAUCGGUGAUGCGCAAGAAAGUUCAAUUGAUUUACUCAUUGAAUGAAUUAAAGGAUUAUUACUUCUAUGGAGACGCUUCUUUGACAUGUUUAGAACUUCCAACCACAAUAUCAAAAAUUGGAAAAUAUUGUUUUGGGUGUUGUAAUAACCUUGGAAAAGUUAAUAUAGUUGCUCCACUUAUGCUCUUUCCUCCAUACAACUUUUAUAUGUGUUUUACACUAUCGGCUGUCACACUUCCAUCAACAUUAAAAUCACUUGGAAACUUUUGUUUUGCUGAAUGUCAAUCAUUGAGGGUUUUGGAACUUCCUGAAGAUUUGACGGAAAUUGGAGCUAACUGUUUUUUAGGGUGUAAAUCCCUUUGUAAAUUGAAAAUUCCACAAAAUGUUGAAAAGUUAAUGAAUUCAACGUUUUCGGGAUGCGAAAAACUCGAAGAAAUUGUUAUACCAAAAAGUCUUUCAGAGUUGGGCAAAAAAUGUUUCUUUCAUUGUGAGAAAUUAAAAGAAAUCAAUUUGGAAAAUGUUGUUAAAGUCCCUUCAAAAUGUUUUGCAAAUUGUUUUUCACUUGAGAAUAUCAACAUUGAUCAAUGCACCACUUUUGGGGAGGGCGCUUUCAAAAAUUGUUUGGAACUGAUUUUGUGUGCCGAUGAAAUUGGUUGUUCAUUUGAAAAAGGAUGCUUUGAAAAUUGUCGAAAUGUUACUAUUAUCAAAAAUAAUGGACAAACAAUGACUUCACCGUUCAUUGAUUAA
Entamoeba invadens IP1 is the source of this 2118-nucleotide messenger RNA. RefSeq lists its product as hypothetical. Bases 1 to 2118 code for a protein of 705 amino acids. The record is from RefSeq and is a predicted model, not a curated record. The transcript has a single exon. Lineage: Eukaryota; Evosea; Mastigamoebida; Endamoebidae.